CAAAGCCUCUUGCCCUCUGAACAAAGGGCAGAGUUUAGAGAGGAUAAAGCUGUGGCCUGCUGCGAGUAGCAUUGCAGCAAAAAGCCAUUAAAGCCAGAGGAGCUGCAGCGAGAUUAGCACUGCAGCAGCAGCAAUGGCCACCAGCAGCGCCGUCAAGUGCGCCCUGAAGAACGGCGUCGCCGUGCUGCAGAUCAGCUCGCCGCCGGUGAACGCGCUCGGCGCGGCCGUGCGCGCGGGCCUCGUCGCCGGCGUCGAGCACGCGAUCGGCGCGUCGGCGACGGGCCUCGUCGUCGCGGGCGGCGGGUCCACGUUCCCGGCCGGCGCCGACAUCACGGAGUUCUCGAAGCCGCACUUGCCGCCCUCCUUCGCCGAGGUCAUGGCCGCCUUCGAGGACGCGCCGUUCCCCACCGCGGCGGCAAUCCAUGGGACAGCGCUCGGCGGCGGCUUUGAGCUCGCUAUGGCCUGUCACUACCGCGCGAUGGGCGAGCGGGCGCGCGUCGGCCUGCCCGAGGUCCAUCUAGGGCUCCUCCCGGGCGCGGGCGGCACGCAGCGGCUGCCGCGGCUCGUCGGCGCCGACGCGGCCCUGGAGAUGAUGCUGACGGGCGCGCCGAUCGGCGCGGAGCGGGCGCUCGCCCUCGGCGCCGUCGACGUCGUCGUUCCCGAGGCCGGCCUCGAGGCCGCGGCCGUCGAGCUCGUGACGACGCGCGCGGCCCGGCGUGCGCACGCGGUCGUCGUCGACGGCUUCCGCGACGCCGCGAAGCGCGCGGCGCUCGAGGCGCGGGCGGCGCUGCCGGCGCCGCGGGCGAUCCUGCGCUGCGUCGACGCCGCCGUGGGCUCGGAGCUCGCGGCGGGCCUGGAGGUCGAGGGCCGCGAGUUCCAGGCGCUCAAGGCGACGCCCGAGGCGCGCGCGCUCCAGCACCUCUUCUUCGCCGAGCGCGCCUGCGCGAAGGUGCCCGGCGUCGACGCCAAGGGCGCGGCGCCGCUCGACGCGGUGGGCGUCGUCGGCGGCGGCACGAUGGGCCGCGGCAUCGCCAUGUGCUUCCUCGACGCGGGGCUGCCGGUCACGCUCGUCGACGUCGAUGACACCGCGGCGGCGGCGGCGGCGGCGGGCAUCGACGCGACGUACCGGCGGUCCUCGGCCUUCAAGAAGGGGCGGCUCACCGAGGCGGUGCUGGCGGCGAAGCUCGAGAAGCUCGCCGUCGCGAGCGACGUGGCCGCGCUGGCCGACGCCGACCUCGUCGUCGAGGCGAUCUACGAGGACCUCGACGCGAAGCGGGCCGUCUUCGCGCGGCUCGACGGCGCGUGCAAGCCGACCGCGGUCCUCGCGUCGAACACGUCGACGCUUUCCAUCGACGCGAUCGCGGACGCCGUCGCGGACCCGACGCGCGUCGUCGGCACCUGUGUGGAUUUCAACCAGUGUGUCGGGUGCACCCGACAAUUCUUCACUAACUCAUUUCUCGGCGCGACGAUUCAGCACGAACGCGCCGUAAAAUUUGAUUUCCACACAGGUCGGCACGCACUUUUUUUCGCCCGCGAACGUCAUGAAGCUCCUCGAGAACGUGCGCGGCGCGCGGACGGGCGACGGCGCCGUCGCGGCGGCGAUGGCGCUGGGGAAGCGGCUCCGGAAGACUACCGUGCUGGCCGGCGACGCGUUCGGCUUCAUCGGCAACCGCAUGCUCGAGCCGUACGGCCGCGAGUGCCUGGCGCUCCUGCGGCACCGCGACGUCGGUGUUUCAAACGUCGACGCGGCGCUGCGGGACUUUGGCAUGGCCAUGGGCGCGUUUGCCGAGUCCUAAUCUUCCGCGGCGGCGUGCGCCCACGACCGCGUCGCGACGAUGCGACAUUUUCGUCCGCGCAGGCUUCUUCGCGAUGUCCGACCUCGCGGGGAAUGACAUCGGCUACGCCGUCCGGACUUCGCUGGGCCUCACGGACGCGGCGACGCGCGACCCCGCGGUAGAGUACUCGGCAGACGUGGCGGAUGCCUUAGUCGAGGCCGGUCGGCUGGGCCAGAAGGCGGGCAAGGGCUGGUAUUUGUAUGAGCAGCCGCGCGUGCCGUCGCCCGACCCGGCCGUCGACGCUCUCGUUUCGCAGUUCAAGGACGGGUCCCCGAGCGUCGGUGCCGAGGAUAUCCUCGACCGCGCGCUCCUGGCGCUCGUGAAUGAAGGGUUUAGAGUUCUAGAGGAGGGCCUCGCCUUGCGGCCGUCGGACCUCGACGUCGUGUGGACCUCGGGCUACGGCUUCCCGCGGCACAAGGGGGGCCCGAUGCAGUGGGCCGAGGAGCGGGGCCUGCGCGAGUGCCGCGCGACGCUGGAACGGCUCGCCGCGGAACGGCCCGACGUCCCGUAUUUACGUCCCGCGAAGCUGCUCGUCGCGUUGGCCGACGCGGACGCGCCGCUCGCGGACUGGGAGAAGUACGUUUAGUAAGUAUUCUACAGAUGUGGUACUGUACACGGGUUUUUGCAUGGAACGCAAGGUGUGCUGUGUGAAUUGCGUGACCUCCGUCAUCCAUUAAUUGCUCAUUAGUUAUUUAUUUUGCGGCUGAUACAGGCAGGUCAGCUGACGCGCUACCUGCCCCCGGACAGUAUACUGUGUUGGCCUGGCCAGUAAACCUGUGGUCAGCGGGCGCCUAGGCGACGUAAGAAACCAGAACCCGAGCAUGGCCAGAGCCGUUGAAACAAAGCGCCCUAACCCCUGCGGUCUACUGGUGGGCAAGAUCCAAAAUAUAGCCGGCGUCUGCACUGGUGUCGUGUUG
Pelagomonas calceolata is the source of this 2752-nucleotide messenger RNA. NCBI's taxonomy places the organism in Eukaryota, Pelagophyceae, Pelagomonadales, Pelagomonadaceae. The record is from the annotation of a GenBank genome assembly.